Molecule: messenger RNA, 630 nt
Organism: Dromiciops gliroides (monito del monte)
Lineage: Eukaryota; Metazoa; Chordata; Mammalia; Microbiotheria; Microbiotheriidae
Gene: VCF1
Product: family with sequence similarity 104 member A
Exons: 4
Coding region: 111-539 (142 amino acids)
Source: RefSeq, a predicted model, not a curated record
GAGGGGGAGGGCGUGGGGGCGGCGGUCGCCGCUACCGCCGCCUGAACCGAAAACCUCCCCACCGAUCUCCCCGCCAGGCGACGUGCCGUCGCUCCCCUCCAUCAGCUGCCAUGAGCGAACGCCUCCGCCCCAGGAAAAGGAGAAGGAAUGGGAAUGAAGAAGACAGUCAUCUCCCUCAGACCAAACGGAGUAGCAGAAACCCUGUCUUUCAGGACUCCUGGGAUACAGAGACAGCACCCGUAACGAAAAACAGUAAAGAAAACAGACUAAGAGGAAACAAAGUGUUCUGUGCGUCUUCAAGCAGUGACAGUGGUGGUAGCAGCAGCAGCAGUAGUACCAGCAGCAGCAUCAAUAGCCCAGACAGGGGAAGUGUUCAAGAAAGCAGCUUAAACCAGAUCAUUACCGGAUCCAGCCCCAAUACCCCUCAGUCCUUACAGGAGCAGUCUGCACUAUGCCAAGGCCCUUAUUUCCACAUCAACCAGAUUCUGAAGGAGGCCCACUUUUAUAGCCUACAGCACCGAGGACGGCCUCCUACAUGAUGAACUAGCAGUUCCUUGCCUUCUGUGAAGGGACAGCACUGUGCAGAUUUGAUAUUUCAACUUAAAAAGUUUGUUAAAAAAUUGCACAAAA